UCCUUGGGUGACAGUGGUGGAGUCUCUGGUCCAAGUGACAGUGGUAGCAGGUCCACCAGUGGAGAUACAGUCCCACAUAGACUGUGGCUCUCACUGAGAUGUCUGUAUCAUCAUGGACAGCAUUUGUUGGAAUCUCACAACGAUAUAUACCAGUUGGAGAAUAAGCACUAUUACUGCGACGUAGAUCAACUCUCUGUUGUAAUUCAGCGACAUAAAUAUCUCCUGUUGUCUGCGGAGCUACACCAUCAGGGGGAAACCAUUGUCCACGAUGAGGACCAUUAUUAAUUGUACAACAUGUCAUCAGAUCUGUGCGACACCAAACACUGGUUCUAUUAUCUGUCCCCACUGUUUCAAGGUCUACAUAACUAUGGUUAGGUAGCCCAGCUCCCGUGGAUAUGGAGACAUAAGGGAAAGUCUCACAGUCGACCUCCAGACUACAGAGGAGACUCAACGCAAGCACAAAUCUCGAAUCCAUCGCUGAGUGAAAAUGUACG
Messenger RNA from Geodia barretti, 494 nucleotides. The record is from the annotation of a GenBank genome assembly. Lineage: Eukaryota; Metazoa; Porifera; Demospongiae; Tetractinellida; Geodiidae.